AAGUGUUAUAGUGUCUCUAAUUGUGAAAUAAGAGUCUUAAUAAUACAUUGUAUCAAACGAAGGAAACAAAUUUAUUCAUCUCAUGCGCUUGUCUCGAGUCGGUCGAGACUCUGGAGGAGCCUUAUCCCGAUCCGCGAGAGCACGCAAACACCGAUAAAUUAUUUAUCUUUCAUUUAAUUUAAUCAUAUCCAAAUAACCCUAAGCUCACCGUUGUGUUUCAAUUGCAAUAAUUGAAGGCUAGAUGGCGAGUGCAUCAGAGUUCGACCCAGCGCUUGCGCUUUCUCACAAAUUCCCUGAUACUACGUACUCUUAUACCGAAAGGGAUGCAGCACUUUAUGCCCUAGGCGUUGGGGUGUGUUUGUCAGACGCUGUUGACGGUGUUGAGCUUAAAUAUGUCUACCAUGAAAAUGGUCAGGGGUCUAUCAAGGUCUUGCCUACGUUUGCUACUCUACUUGUACUUAGAUCUGGGGCGAGUGGUUAUAAUCUCCCAGGUUUGGAAUAUGAUCCACGCCUUCUACUUCAUGGACAACAGUACAUAGAAUUAUACAAACCACUUCCUUCAAGCUGUCAUAUACACAAUAUAGUAAGCCUUGCCGGAUUACAUGAUAAAGGUAAAGCAGCAAUUUUGGAGAUUGAAACAAAAAGCUACGAGAAAGAAUCUGGUGAUUUAUUGUGCAUGAACAGGACAACUGUCUUUCUCCGUGGUGCUGGUGGCUUCUCAAAAUCAUCUAAGCCAUUUUCUUAUACAAAUUACCCUAUGAAUCAGAAUCCAGCUGUGAAAAUUCCUGAAAGUAAACCUUUUUCAGUGUUUGAGGAUCGUACCCAACCAUCUCAGGCAUUGCUCUAUAGGCUAUCUGGUGAUUACAAUCCUCUGCAUUCAGAUCCCAUGGUUGCAAAGGUUGCUGGAAGUUGGGGUGUGCUAAGAUUCUCGCAGCCAAUAUUGCAUGGUCUGUGCACAUUAGGAUUUGCAGUUAGGGCAAUCAUCAAAUGCAUAUGCAGAGGAGAUCCAGACUUGAUAAAAAGCGUAGCGGGCAGAUUUCUUCUACAUGUCUACCCCGGUGAAACUCUAGUUACUGAGAUGUGGCUUGAAGGCUCAAGGGUAAUAUAUCGGACUAAGGUGAAAGAGCGAAAGCGGACAGUUCUUUCUGGCUACGUUGGUCUGCGUGGUUUGACUUCGUCACUGUGAAAGAAUUCAAUUACAUGUAGGCUGUAGGUCGAUAAUAUUUGCAGAGGGCUUACCAUUAAUUAUGUGUUCAAUUUCAAUAAAUCAAUAAUGCCUAUAUGAUCUGGAGAUAAUUUUAAAACGUAAUUAAGUGUGUGAUAGAUGACUAAAUUUUACAAAA
Molecule: messenger RNA, 1343 nt
Organism: Glycine soja
Lineage: Eukaryota; Viridiplantae; Streptophyta; Magnoliopsida; Fabales; Fabaceae
Product: enoyl-CoA hydratase 2, peroxisomal-like
Exons: 12
Coding region: 242-1186 (314 amino acids)
Cellular component (GO): peroxisome
Source: RefSeq, a predicted model, not a curated record